Messenger RNA from Coccomyxa subellipsoidea C-169, 917 nucleotides. RefSeq lists its product as hypothetical. Lineage: Eukaryota; Viridiplantae; Chlorophyta; Trebouxiophyceae; Coccomyxaceae. Gene Ontology annotation, biological process: regulation of intracellular pH. The transcript has 4 exons. Gene Ontology annotation, cellular component: membrane; vacuole. The coding region runs from base 143 to 442 and encodes 99 amino acids. The record is from RefSeq and is a predicted model, not a curated record.
GACAGCGAUUGGAUUUCCAACAGCAAAUACGCAUUCAAGGCAUCAAUUCUAUGAGGCCUCCAACUGGUGCUAUCAAGUGGGGGUGUUUGUGUCGCGGUCCUCAGGAUUGCUGUAUCAGGCGGACAGAGCCGUUCUUUGGGUGAUGCCAGCCCUGCAAAUGGGCCUGCUAUUCUUCUUUGUAGCCGUCGCCAUCCUGCACUUCUGGUACAAUUGGUGGUUACUGGCGCCCUGCUUUGUCACAGGUCUGCUUGGGGGCGCCGUCUAUGUGAAUGCCUUCACGCUACUGUCCAGAGAGGUGGAGCCACGUCUCAGAGAGUUUUCUCUGGCUGCUGCAUCUCUUGCAGACAGUGUUGGAAUCGCACUGGCUGACAUCUGCGGAGUCCUUAUCCAGGGCUGCCUAUUCAAAGCAAAUGGGCUUACUGGUGCUGACUUCACAUGUUGAUAGCCAGUGCAGACUUCAUGCUUGUCAGUUUUACGGCGUGAGCGGGGAGCCUUACUGUGUCUGCUGCACGAGUUAGAGAGCAGCUCUGCAAAUUGUUUACUGCUCAUGCUAACCAGCCUCAGUACCGAUGCCCAAAGUAUGCUGAAGUACAGCCAUCAGUCGUGGUAAGAUUGUUGUGGCAGAGAAAAGACACGGAUAUAAUGGAUCUGCAAUACCUUAUUUGGAACCUAAGGCAACGUGCCUUGCGUGAAGCUAGCUUGCGCAAGCUCAAUAAUUGUAGCUGCAGCGGCUGCCAGAUCUCAGAGAUCACUGGGAGCUGGCCGAGCUGCGGCAGCUCUGCAGCAUUAAUGUGCAAUAUUGUCAGGCGCACGGUAGAGGCCAUGGCCAUGCGUACGGUGCACCACCAAGUUUGAUUGGCCAUUUGUGUACAGUGACAUUUGACAGCCUGACUUGCAAGGAAGAGGCACAUUUCUGG